Molecule: messenger RNA, 1140 nt
Organism: Kogia breviceps (pygmy sperm whale)
Lineage: Eukaryota; Metazoa; Chordata; Mammalia; Artiodactyla; Physeteridae
Source: RefSeq, a predicted model, not a curated record
AUGCAGCACAAGGGCCAGGUGGGUGGGUGUGUUUGCUUCCUGCUGGACCUGCCGACUCCACCCUGGCAACCGUGGAGCGUGGGCACUGCCACGCUGUGGAUGGUGGAGGGGACGUUCAGCAGCCCCGUUGGUAAGGAUUUUAACUAUUCGGACCCAGAACUUAUUCAUGGAUAUUCAAAAUAUGGAUUUAAUUCCAUUAUCAGUAAAAACUUGGGCAACCACAGAGAUGUGCCAGAUACCAGGAAUAAAAUGUGUCAUAAAAAACAGUACCCAUCCAACCUACCUACUGCCAGCAUUGUCAUUUGUUUCCACAAUGAAGAAUUUAAUGCCUUGUUUCGGACAGUGUCCAGUGUCAUGACUCUUACUCCACAGCAUAUCCUUGAAGAAAUUAUUUUGGUAGAUGACAUGAGUGAAUUUGGGGAUGUUCUGGUGUUCCUGGACAGCCACUGCGAAGUGAAUAAAGUAUGGCUGGAGCCCUUGCUGAAUGCCAUUGUCAAGGACCCCCGAAUGGUGGUGUGUCCACUGAUAGAUGUCAUUGAUUAUGUGACCCUGGAAUACCAGCCCUCUCCUAUUGUCAGGGGAGCCUUCAACUGGUAUCUGCAAUUUAAAUGGGAUCAUGUUUUCUCUUACGAGAUGGAUGGACCAGAAGGACCCACUAGACCUAUCCGGUCACCUGCAAUGGCUGGAGGAAUUUUUGCUAUAAAUAGGCAUUAUUUUAAUGAAAUUGGACAGUACGACAAGGGCAUGAAUCUCUGGGGAGGAGAAAAUUUGGAACUUUCACUGAGGAUCUGGAUGUGUGGAGGCCAACUCUUUAUACUCCCCUGCUCUCGAGUAGGACAUAUUGACAAGCAACACACUGCAAACCACGCUGGAAUUUUAAAAGCCUUGGCAUAUAAUAACCUCAGACUGGUGCACACUUGGCUAGAUGAAUACAAGGAGCAGGUUUUUUUACGAAGACCUCAUCUGAAAUAUCUUGCCUAUGGAGAUAUUAGUGAGCGUGUUGAAUUAAGGAAACAAUUGGGUUGCAAGUCAUUUCAGUGGUAUUUGGAUACUGUCUUCCCAGAACUGGAGACCUCUAAGAGAGUAAAAAUUCCCCUAGUCCUUCAACGUAGAGAAGAGAACAAGUUUGGAACAUCAUGA